AUGAUGGAAGAAAUUAGUACCAGCAAUCAAGCUAAAGCCUCACUAAGUCAACUUAUUAAAUGGCAAUACCCUUGGAUAUCAGAGGCGAAAAUUGCGUCAUACGACUAUGAUCCAGUGAGUCUGCACCAGGAAAUUAUUGACUACUUCAACUAUAUGUGUCCCACUAGAGCUGAGCAUGUUAGUCGCAUUGAUCUCAUUGAACGUGUCCAAAAAGUAGUUUCAAGGACUUGGCCUAACGCUUCGUUCGAAGUUUUUGGAAGCUCCAAAACUGGAUUGUAUUUACCUACGAGUGAUAUAGAUCUUUGCGUAUCACUUGAAGACCUAGGCGAUACUCAAGCAGACACAAUUAGGGUUUUACAUAGCUUGCGAAAUGCCAUACUUUCAGACGGAAUUUGCUCUUCUGAUUUCAUAACAGUUUUGGAAGAAGCUCAAACCCCAAUUAUCAAAUGUACUGAUCGUGUGACGUUGUAUAAAAUCGACAUUGGAAUUAAUCUUCGCAACCACAGUGAGAGCGCUAAGUUUACAGCUCAGCAAAUCAGAAAAUACCCGCAGCUUCCUUAUUUGCUUUUUGUUUUGAAGCAGUUUUUGAGUCUUCGACAACUUCUUGAAGUAUACACCGGAGGUAUCAAUUCAUACAGCCUAGUGUUGAUGAUAGUUAAUAUGCUACAAUUGCAUCCACGAAAAGCUGAUUGGCAAAAUCAAGAAGUUAAUCUUGGGGUGCUUCUAAUCGAGUUUUUUGAGCUGUACGGCAAAAAUUUUAAUCACGAGCGGUGUACAAUUAAUGUCCUUGACGGUGGUUUCUACGAACCAAGAUGUUACAACGACAGCGCAAAUGUCAACUAUUCAACUUUAUCGAUACAGGAUCCCGUGGACAAAGACAAUGAUAUCGGAAAAUCGGACUUUUCAAUGGUGAAGCUCACCUUUCACCAAGCCUACCUACAAUUAUGUAGAGUAAUAUAUGACUAUAUUCCAUUCAUCCCAAAACCAGGCAAGAAACGUUUUGUUUGCUAAGUG
Molecule: messenger RNA, 1014 nt
Organism: Symsagittifera roscoffensis
Lineage: Eukaryota; Metazoa; Xenacoelomorpha; Acoela; Convolutidae
Product: terminal nucleotidyltransferase 4B-like
Exons: 2
Coding region: 1-1011 (336 amino acids)
Biological process (GO): RNA 3'-end processing
Cellular component (GO): nucleolus; TRAMP complex
Molecular function (GO): poly(A) RNA polymerase activity; mRNA binding
Source: RefSeq, a predicted model, not a curated record